Messenger RNA from Pseudozyma hubeiensis SY62, 2025 nucleotides. RefSeq lists its product as hypothetical. The transcript has a single exon. Gene Ontology annotation, cellular component: endoplasmic reticulum. Bases 1 to 2025 code for a protein of 674 amino acids. Lineage: Eukaryota; Fungi; Basidiomycota; Ustilaginomycetes; Ustilaginales; Ustilaginaceae. Gene Ontology annotation, biological process: phosphatidylinositol dephosphorylation. The record is from RefSeq and is a predicted model, not a curated record. Gene Ontology annotation, molecular function: phosphatidylinositol-4-phosphate phosphatase activity.
AUGUCGUCGACCGCCGGUCUUCCCCAGCUCUGGGACGGCUUCCAACUGCGCACCUCGCCCGAAGCCUACGUAUUCGAGCCCACCGCCAAGUCAGGUGCCGAGGUGCUCGUGAUUGAUCGAAAUGACAGCUCCGUCCGCCUUGCCAAGCCAGGAGCCGCACCCGGUGGCGACAAGACCAUGUCCGUCCACGGCAUCGUCGGUAUCAUCAAAUUGCACAAAUCCGAAUUCCUCGUCGUCAUCACCAGUAAGAAAAAGGUAGCCGAGAUCGGUGGUGCAGACGUCUACAUGGCCACCGAGUUCCGCACGCUUCCCGUGGACAAGGACGCCAACCCCUCGCUGCUCAAACAUCCGGUCGAAAAAACGCUCCUUGGUCUGCUCAAGGCGCAUCUCUACAGUGCUCCCUUUUACUUCAGCUACGGCUACGAUCUCACCAGCAGCAUGCAGCGUCAAGCCGGUCUCGCAGAUCAGUCGGCCCCUCUCUGGCAGCGUACCGACGAACGCUUCUUUUGGAACCGCUUCUUGAUGCAAAAGUUUAUCGAGACCGCCCAGUCUGGCAGCCAGGAUCUGUCGCGCUUUAUCCUUCCGUGCGUAUUUGGUUUCCUCGAGGUCAAGGAGGUCAACAUCAACGACCAUGCUUUCGUUCUGGGCCUCAUUGCUCGUCGUUCGCGUCACCGCGUAGGCACGCGCUACUUUUCCCGAGGCAUUGACCUGGACGGCAACGUCUCCAACUUCAACGAGACCGAGCAAUUCGUCAUCACCAACCCCAAGGGCGGAUCGACCAUGACCAAGGCGAACGGCAGCAUCCGCAAGAGCUACAUUCAGACCCGAGGCAGUGUACCCGUCUUCUGGGCAGAGGUCAACAACCUGCGCUACAAGCCCGAUUUGCAGAUCAUGGACAAGCCCGAGACAACGGAAGCGACGCGUCGUCACUUUGAGGACCAGGUGGCCAGAUACGGAGACAACUACCUCGUCAACCUGGUCAACCAAAAGGGCUACGAGAAGCCCGUCAAGGAGGCCUACGAGCGCGCCGUCGAGAAGCUGCACAACCCCCAGGUGCACUACACGUACUACGACUUCCACCACGAGUGCAAAGGCAUGAAGUUUGAGCGCGUCAUGGACCUUGUCGAGCGGCUGCAGACCAAGGGUCUGAAGAGCAACGACUACUUUGCCGUCGAGGGGGGCACGGUGGUGAGCCAGCAGCGAUCCGUCGUGCGUACCAACUGCAUGGACUGUCUCGACCGCACCAAUGUGGUGCAAGGCACCUUGGCGCGUUGGAUCCUCAACGAGCAGCUGCGAUCCAUCGGAAUCCUGUCGGGCGGCGAACAAGUCGAGACGAAGUCCGAGUUCAUGCACGUCUACCGUAACGUGUGGGCCGACCACGCCGACGUCAUCUCCAAAGCGUAUAGUGGCACUGGCGCGCUCAAGACCGAUUUUACCCGAACGGGCAAGCGAUCCAAGGAGGGCGCGUUGCAAGACGGUGUCAACUCGGUCACGCGCUACAUUAAGAACAACUACUUCGACGGCGCUCGACAGGAUGCGUAUGACCUCUUCACAGGUGCCUGGGAGCCAUCCAAGGGCCUUCCGACCCCUGACCAGCGCGCAUUGCUGGUGCGGGCCAUGCCGUGGGUCUUCCUAUUCGCACUCACCAUGAUCUUUGCCAGCCUGCUGCUUCCUCGUCACACAGCAGCGCAGACCGUCGCUUCGGUGGGCGGGCCGAGCGUUGGAGAUGCUGUCAAACAGUCGGGCGCCUGGUCGCACGUCUACUUUUUCACCCUGUGGUUGGUGGUCGCUGUCGGCAGUGCCCAGUACAUGAUCUCGAGAGGGCUGGACUACGUCGCUUGGCCAACGCUCAACCGACCUGACGAGACCAUCUUCUACGAUGGACCCGGGUUCAAGUCCGGCGCCAAGGGGCGAACGGGUAUCAUCAACCCGUUGAAGACGGGCAAGUCGCAGAAUGGGAGUGAAAAGGCAGCCGCAAGCAGCAACGCUGGAAGGAGAGGCCAGGCUUAUUCGGUGCCUUCGUGA